GGAGCGCGGAGCCCCGAGACCCGCAGCGGCGGCCGCGGCCGGACCUGGCCGAGCGUCGGGCAGGCCGAGGGGGGCGCGGGGCGGCGCCCACAGCGGCGGCGGGGCCGGUGGAGCCAGCGGCGACGGGAGCGAGCCAGGCUGACUCGGGGCGCCCUGCAGGCGGGCGGCCGGGCCUGCCCCGUCGCCAUGGACCAGGACUACGAGCGGCGCCUGCUGCGGCAAAUCGUUAUCCAGAAUGAGAACACCGUGCCGGGUGUGAGUGUGGCAGAGAUGAGGCGCACCCUGACCCCCGCCAACUCGCCCGUGUCAUCGCCCAGCAAGCACGGGGACCGCUUCAUCCCGUCCCGCGCCGGAGCUAACUGGAGUGUAAACUUCCACAGAAUCAAUGAGAAUGAGAAAUCGCCCAGUCAGAACCGGAAGGCCAAGGACGCCACAUCGGACAAUGGCAAAGACGGCCUGGCCUACUCCGCACUGCUAAAGAAUGAGCUGCUGGGCGCCGGCAUCGAGAAGGUGCAGGACCCACAAACAGAGGACCGGCGGCUACAGCCAUCCACGCCCGAAAAAAAGGGGCUCUUCACGUACUCCCUCAGCGCCAAGCGCUCAUCCCCCGAUGACGGCAAUGAUGUGUCUCCCUACUCCUUGUCUCCUGUCAGCAACAAAAGUCAGAAGCUGCUGCGGUCACCACGGAAGCCCACGCGCAAGAUCUCCAAGAUCCCCUUCAAGGUGCUGGAUGCGCCUGAGCUGCAGGAUGAUUUCUACCUCAACCUGGUGGACUGGUCCUCACUCAAUGUGCUCAGCGUGGGGCUGGGCACCUGUGUUUACCUGUGGAGUGCCUGCACGAGCCAGGUGACGCGGCUCUGUGACCUCUCUGUGGAAGGCGACUCGGUGACCUCUGUGGGCUGGUCUGAACGGGGGAACCUGGUGGCCGUGGGCACACACAAGGGCUUCGUGCAGAUCUGGGACGCUGCAGCAGGAAAGAAGCUGUCAGUGCUGGAAGGUCACACGGCCCGUGUUGGUGCUCUGGCCUGGAACGCUGAGCAGCUGUCUUCCGGGAGCCGGGACCGCUUGAUCCUGCAGCGGGACGUGCGCACCCCACCCCUGCAGGCCGAGCGGCGGCUGCAGGGCCACCGGCAGGAGGUGUGCGGCCUCAAGUGGUCCACAGACCACCAGCUGCUGGCCUCAGGGGGCAAUGACAACAAGCUGCUGGUCUGGAACCACUCGAACCUGAGUCCUGUGCAGCAGUACACAGAGCACCUGGCCGCCGUGAAGGCCAUUGCCUGGUCCCCUCACCAGCACGGGCUGCUAGCCUCGGGGGGUGGCACGGCUGACCGCUGCAUCCGUUUCUGGAACACUCUCACGGGACAGCCGCUGCAGUGCAUUGACACUGGCUCCCAGGUCUGCAAUUUGGCUUGGUCCAAGCACGCCAACGAGCUGGUGAGCACUCACGGCUACUCGCAGAACCAGAUCCUGGUGUGGAAGUACCCAUCGCUCACCCAGGUCGCCAAGCUCACCGGCCACUCCUAUCGCGUCCUCUACCUGGCCAUGUCCCCCGACGGAGAGGCCAUUGUCACCGGGGCCGGAGAUGAGACGCUCAGAUUCUGGAACGUCUUUAGCAAAACUCGUUCGACAAAGGAGUCUGUUUCUGUCCUCAACCUCUUCACACGGAUCCGGUAGAGCGGGCACUCCUGCUGCCCUGAGCCCCUCAUUAAAGCCUCAUUUUCCAGCCUCUGCACCGCUCUCUGGGACGUGCUCGGGGCGUGCACCUGCACCUGUUGGAAUUGGCACUGCUCUGGGCCGGGUGCCCAGAGAUCCGCCAGCAAGUGGGCAGCGCAUCUUGGGAUGAGAGCUAGGGGAGCCCCUCCCCACCCACCACUGCCCGAGUCAGCCCAGGACUGGCAGCCAAGCCGCCGAGACCAAGUCUGGGGUGGAUCUGCCUGCCUAGCCCCACGGUGCCCAGGACGUGCCAGCUGGGCUCCCCGGGCUUGGCCCUGCCCUCUGCCCUGUCCCUAGCUACACGGUCACCCUGCUACCUCCUGUCCCAGCGGGGUACGGCCGUGUGAGUGCAUGUGUAUAUACGUAUCUGUGAUGCUCCAA
Messenger RNA from Suncus etruscus (white-toothed pygmy shrew), 2094 nucleotides. RefSeq names its product fizzy and cell division cycle 20 related 1 (gene FZR1). The record is from RefSeq and is a predicted model, not a curated record. Gene Ontology annotation, cellular component: anaphase-promoting complex. NCBI's taxonomy places the organism in Eukaryota, Metazoa, Chordata, Mammalia, Eulipotyphla, Soricidae. The transcript has 14 exons. Gene Ontology annotation, molecular function: protein binding; anaphase-promoting complex binding; ubiquitin ligase activator activity. Gene Ontology annotation, biological process: positive regulation of ubiquitin protein ligase activity; anaphase-promoting complex-dependent catabolic process; positive regulation of anaphase-promoting complex-dependent catabolic process. The coding region runs from base 187 to 1674 and encodes 495 amino acids.